This is a messenger RNA of Danio aesculapii, 1719 nucleotides long. It is a transcript of the gene naga, whose product is annotated as N-acetylgalactosaminidase, alpha. Gene Ontology annotation, molecular function: alpha-galactosidase activity. Gene Ontology annotation, cellular component: cytoplasm. The transcript has 9 exons. The record is from RefSeq and is a predicted model, not a curated record. Gene Ontology annotation, biological process: glycoside catabolic process; oligosaccharide metabolic process; glycosylceramide catabolic process. Lineage: Eukaryota; Metazoa; Chordata; Actinopteri; Cypriniformes; Danionidae. The coding region runs from base 110 to 1423 and encodes 437 amino acids.
AUGAUCUUCUGGAGCAACACACAUACACAAGCACGCACACUCAUCCACAACAGAGACCGAUACACAGUGUACAGUGAAGAGCAGAGAUCCGGAUCCGUGUGUUUCAGGCAUGUGGUCAGCCUGUGCUUUAUUUCUGGCCUUCUCCUCGGCUGCCCUAGCUCUGGACAAUGGGCUGAUGAGGACCCCGCCGAUGGGCUGGUUAGCAUGGGAACGAUUCCGCUGCGACAUCGACUGCCAGAAUGAUCCUUACAACUGCAUCAGUGAGCAGCUGUUCAUGGAUAUGGCGGACCGGCUGUCAGAGGACGGAUGGAAAGAGCUGGGCUACGUCUACAUCAACAUCGACGACUGCUGGUCCUCAAAAGACAGAGAUGCUCAGGGCCGACUGCAGCCUGACCCUAAGAGGUUUCCUCGAGGCAUUCCUCAUCUGGCGCAGUACGUCCAUGACCGCGGGCUGAAGCUGGGCAUCUAUGGCGACAUGGGCACGCUGACCUGUGGAGGGUAUCCGGGAACCACACUGGACAAGAUCGAGACGGACGCACAGACGUUUGCAGAAUGGGGGAUCGACAUGCUCAAGUUGGACGGAUGUUACUCCAACUCGUCCUACCAGGAACAAGGAUACCCAAUGAUGUCGAAGGCCCUCAACGCUACCGGUCGUCCCAUUGGCUACUCCUGCAGUUGGCCCGCCUACCAGGGAGGCCUCCCACCUAAAGUGAACUACACUCUGUUGGGUCAGAUCUGUAACCUGUGGAGGAACUAUGAUGAUAUCCAGGACUCGUGGGACAGUGUGAUGGGUAUCGUGGACUGGUUCUUCGACAAUCAGGACGCCCUCCAGCCGGCGGCCGCACCGGGACAGUGGAACGACCCAGACAUGCUGAUCAUUGGAGACUUCAGCCUCAGUCUGGAUCAGUCUCGGGCUCAGAUGGCUCUGUGGUCCAUCAUGGCGGCUCCGCUCUUCAUGUCUAAUGACCUGCGCACCAUCAGCAGCGCCGCUCGCUCCGUCCUCCAGAAUAAAGGCGCCAUCACCAUCAACCAGGACCCACUGGGCAUCCAGGGCCGACGCCUGCUCAAGGAGAAGAGUGGGAUCCAGGUGUUCCAGCGGCCGCUCUCUAAAGGAGCCAGCGCUCUGGUGUUCUUCAGCCGCAGGUCUGAUAUGCCCUAUCGAUACACCACAUCUCUGAAGACCCUGGGAUACCAGCCUGGAGUGUUUGAGGUAUUUGACGUGUUCUCAGAGCAGCGUUUGCCUGAACUGAAGGACAGCACUCAGUUCACCGUGUCCAUUAACCCAUCUGGUGUGGUCAUGUGGUACGUCUAUCCGGCUGCUGAUUGGAGGAAAGAGGCGGAGUUUGAACGGUUCGGCAAGAAGCUCAUUGGCCCGAAGUUCCAUCGACAUGCAAAUGAGGUCGACGCCCCCCUGGUGCUUUGAUUGGUUUUGCGAGGCUCCGCCCAUCUGGAAUAUAUUACACACUCAGGGACUUUCAGACGAUGAAUCGUGCCUACAAUGUUGAUCUGUGAUUUUCCCUUUUAAUGAUUUUGUCUUUUAAGGAGCUGUUCAUGCUAAUCGGAUGUGUCUAAAAGCUUUUGCACUGACCUUCAAAAGAAGCCUGUUUACAAAACCAUAGCAUAUAUCAUUUAUGCAAAGUUAAUUCAGCACUAAUGAUGUUCAAAUCAUGUGUACUGCUGUUUUUAAACGCAAAUAAACACACCUGAUUGUCAGACUCA